GCCAAGACUCCAAGUAGCGUUUGCAAGGGUCACGCCCGGGACCGCCCGUAUGCCCUGGCGGUUGUGGGGCCUGGCCCUGCUCCGCGCAGCUUCCUUCGAUAUCGAAGCACACGAUGCCAUUGGCCAGACAUGUGCCAGUGCGAUGGACCAAGAAGCCAUCAAGCAGAUCAAGCGCAUGAUGGGCGGGCAGGAUGCAUCCGAUGUUGCUGGUUGGGGGCAUCAGGUUGAUGACACCUACCCUGACAUGGCGCGACUCCAUUUCCAGGUGCACGACGAUGCCUCUGGCUUCUGCGCAGAGACCCGUUCCGCCCAGUGCGAGGACAACAUUUGCUUGCUUGAAGCCAUCAAGCACUUCUAUGGCAAGGUCCUGUCCGAUGAGGGCCGGAGGAUCGAGUACCCGGCCAUUGACUACAAUAUGGUGGCCAAGGGCAUCAAAUUUUCAGACGCCGACUUCCUGAAGAUGCUGAUCAAUCUGGUUGGGGAUCUUCAUCAGCCCCUGCAUGUGGGCUAUGCUGGCGACAACAGCGGCCGCAAGGUGCUGGUGAAGUUCCGGGGUCAAACUAUGUCGCUCUACGAUGUGUGGGACCAUGCCAUUUCAGAGGCUGUCCGGACACAGGAGAGCAACUAUUGGCUUGGCGGCUGGACACAUGUGCGAGCAGUGAGUAGCGAGUGGGACACGGACAAGAAGCUCUGGAAGCAGGAUGGCCCCUUCAAGAGCUUCGAGCGCUGGCUGAAUGAGGCCGUGCAGUUCUCCUGCCAGAAGGCGUACACGCACCCGCUGACGGGGCAGCGCCUGGCGGGUCCCAAUGCUGCAGCGCAGCCUGCGGAAAUCGACGAGGCUGCGUACCAGGAGUGGCGGCAUCUAUGGCUGAGACAAAUUCUGAUCGCUGGGGAGCGCACAGCCAUCGUCCUGAACGACAUCCUUGACAGCAAGGGUGCAGCAAAGCUUGCCACCGGCAGCAAGGUACAGACCAAGGCGGAGGAGGCGAAGGCCUUGGAGGAUGCCCAGUGGGAGAAGGAGCGAAGGCGCCAGAAGGAGCGGAGGACACCGUCUAUUAUCAAUCCUUCGGCUUUCUUCACCAACCUCAUCAUAGCAGUUAUUACUGUGCCGGUCUUUCUGUUGGUCGCGAACCACGGGCUGAACCCGCAGACCUAUGCCGGUCUUGUCAGGAGCAUUUUGGAGAGCGAUGCCAAGCCCAAGGGCCCUGCAGGUCCUGGGAAGCGCUUCGAAUAGCACGGAUGCCAUGGCAAAAAAGGCAUUUGCGAGAUACGCGAAGGAGCUGAUCCAAUGAUAAUUUCCUGUUCAAGCUCAGGAUGCUUCAUGACAUAUGCCACAUGUGCUGCUACCA
Messenger RNA from Effrenium voratum, 1349 nucleotides. NCBI's taxonomy places the organism in Eukaryota, Dinophyceae, Suessiales, Symbiodiniaceae. The record is from the annotation of a GenBank genome assembly.